AUUCAAUUCUCAGUUCCCAAAUUUCAAUUGGUUUGAGGCUUUUACCACUGAUUCUCAGAUCUAUUCUCAAUUCUCAAUCUCCCGUCGCUUCAGAAUCAGAAUCAGCCAAAAAUGUCGAGCGACAGCGACGAGGACGAGCUGCUGCAGAUGGCUCUCAAGGAACAAGAACAGCGCGAUGUCAAUUAUCUCCCUAAUUCUCGCAAGCCCGUUGCUAAUUACGUCCAACCGCCGUCUCAGCACCGGAAAUCUGCUUCUGCAGCUGCUUCUAAAACCAGUGGCAGUAAUGCGCAGCCUAAGGGUGGUCGGACGGUUGUUGACGAUGAUGACGAUUCGGAGGUCGAGAUGCUGAGCAUUUCCAGUGGCGAUGAGGAUUCCACGAAAGAUCAACGAGCGUCCGCCGGUGGAGGACGCGGUGGUAGGGCGGCUAGGUCCUCUGGAAGGGACGAUGAUCCGGGCUGGGACGGCGAGGAGCCUCAUUGCUGGAAGCACGUUGAUGAAGACGAGCUCGCUAGAAGAGUACGUGAAAUGCGGGAGACAAGAACAGCUCCCGCUCCUCAGAAGUUCGACCGAAAGGUAUCUGCAGUCGGUAGACCGGGACUCAGCAAUUUGCCGUCGAUGCCUCGUGGUAUGGAAUAUAUAGAUCCACUUGGGUUGGGAGUAAUAGACAGUAAAUCAUUAAGAUUGAUCACAGAGGAAUCCGAGAAUUCUCCUUCUAGGUCUGAGAAAGAUUACAUUGAUGGUACCCUACGAGAGAAGUUACUGUAUUUAUCUGAACGGUUUGAUGCGAAGAUUUUCAUUUCUCGGAUACACCAAAACACAAGUGCAGCAGACUUGGAGAAAGGCGCUCUUGCUUUAAAAACUGACCUUAAAGGCCGGACCCACCAAAGAAAACAAUUAGUCAAAAACAAUUUUGACUGCUUUGUAUCAUGCAAGACCACAAUUGAUGAUAUUGAGUCGAAGUUGAGACGAAUUGAAGAAGAUCCUGAAGGUUCUGGAACUUUACAUUUGUAUAAUUGUAUUCAAGGAGUAAGUAAGCAAGCAAAUCGGGCUUUUCAGUCUCUGUUUGAGAGACAGGCACAAGCUGAAAAGAUCAGAUCAGUCCAAGGAAUGCUACAAAGGUUCAGAACGCUUUUUAACUUACCAAGUACCAUUCGCAGCAGCAUUAGUAAGGGUGAAUAUGAUCUGGCAGUUCGAGAAUACAAAAAAGCAAAGUCAAUUGCUCUGCCAUCUCACGUGGGAAUUUUGAAAAAAGUUCUUGAGGAGGUUGAAAAAGUGAUGCAUGAGUUCAAAGGCACACUUUACAAUACAAUGGAGGACCCACAAACAGAUUUGACAAACCUUGAAAACACCGUGAGACUAUUACUGGAGCUGGAGCCUGAAUCAGAUCCUGUGUGGCAUUAUUUAAACAUACAGAAUCACAAGAUACGAGGAUUACUCGAAAAGUGUACCUUGGAUCAUGAAUCGAGAAUGGAAGCAUUGAAUAAUAAGAUGCGGGAAAGAGCUUUUGCUGAUGCAAGAUGGAGGCAGAUUCAUCAAGAUCUGGAUCAAUCUUCAGAUGUUCAUCAUUCUUCUGCUUUGGAUGGCCAUCUCCCGUUGGGCGUGAAACCAGUGGAAGUAAAUAGUGAAGAAGUUGAUGCUCUUAGAGCUAGAUAUAUUCGGAGAUUGACUGCUGUACUUAUCCACCACAUACCAACGUUUUGGAAAACUGCUCUUUCUGUUUUCAGUGGGAAAUUUGCCAAGUCCUCUCAAGUUUCUACUGAAUUUGCUAACACAUCGGCUAGCAAAAAUGAGGACAAGGUUAGUGAGGGUAGGUACUCAAAUCAUUCUGUGGAGGAAGUUGCUGGGAUGCUUCGCAAUACACUAUCUGCAUAUGGAGUAAAGGUUCACAGCACCUUUCGUGAUCUUCAAGAAUCAAAUAUACUUCAGUCAUAUAUGAGUGAUGCCAUUACUGAAAUAUCUAGCGCGUGUGAAGCUUUUGUAGUGAAGGAAUCAGCUCCUUCAAGUGCUGUGAUUGCACUGCGAACACUUCAAUCAGAGGUGACAAAGAUUUACAUUUUAAGGCUUUGUGCCUGGAUGCGAGCCUCCAUUGUAAGGAUUUCAAAAGAGGAAACAUGGGUCCCUGUGUCAAUUAUCGAGAGGAAUAAAUCUCCAUACACAAUCUCCUUCCUGCCACUAGCAUUUCGAUCUAUCAUGUCUUCAGCAAUGGAUCAAAUAAAUUUUAUGGUUCAGUCUUUGGCAAGUGAGGCUUCAAAGUCGAAGGAUAUAUUAUUACAACUUCAAGAAAUUGAGGAAUCUGUUAGACUUGCAUUUUUGAACAGUUUCCUUGAUUUUUCAGGUCAUCUAGAGAGUAUAGGAAGUGAGCUUGCCCAGAACAAACAAAACAAAGAAAGUCCACACUUGGAAUUACUUUCAGAUGUGCGUGGGAGUAUUGCGAAUCCACAUCAGCAAUUGUUAGUAGUCUUGAGUAAUAUUGGAUUUUGCAAAGAUGAGCUAACAUGUGAAUUGUACGGCAAGUACAAGCAUAUUUGGUCGCGUUCUAGGGUAAAAACUGAAGAGGUUACCAGUGACCUACAAGAUCUUGUUAUGUCCUUUUUUGCACUUGAAGAAAAGGUCCUUGAACAGUACACACAUGCAAAGGCAAACUUGAUGAGAAUAUCUGCCACAAACUAUUUAUUGGAUUCUGGAGUCCAUUGGGGAGCUGCUCCUGCAGUUAAAGGUGUGCGUGAUGCAGCUGUAGAGCUACUCCACACUCUUGUAUCUGUCCAUGCUGAGGUUUUUGCUGGUGCCAAGCCCCUUUUGGACAAGACUCUAGGCAUUCUUGUUGAAGGUUUAAUUGAUACUUUUCUUAGCAUUUUUGAUGAAAAUGGAACAAAAGAGCUACGAUCACUUGAUACAAAUGGUUUCUGUCAACUCAUGCUUGAGCUUGAGUACUUUGAGACCAUAUUAAAUCCUUAUUUCACACCCGAAGCAAGAAAGUCUUUGAAGUCUUUACAAGGAGUUCUUUUGGAGAAAGCUACUGAAGGUGUGACAGAUGCAGCUGAUAAUCAAGGCCAUAAUCGUCAGUCAACUCGUGGGAGCGAGGAAGCUCUAGAUGAACGGCAGCAAGGAGCAGCUGCCCCAGAUGAACUUAUUGCACUGUCUCAGCAGUACAGCACAGAGUUACUUCAACAAGAACUUGAGAGAACGCGAAUAAACACUGCUUGCUUCGCGGAGUCGAUUCCAUUAGAUUCUGUUCCAGAACCAGUCAAGGCUGCAUACACAUCAUUUAAUGCCACUUACAGAGGCACAACUGCCACUGGAUCUCCGAGAUCCUCUUCCCGGAGCAGGCAACGUUUGUAGUCUCAUACUUGUUUGUUUGAUGAAUAUUCCCAUGUCAAUGCAUCGGUACUAUUCGUUUUCAUUCAUCCUUGUAAUUAAAUCUUCAUUGAUAAUCCUUGUUUUAUUCUUUCCAUGGUCAGUUUUUCUGUCUUUGGUUAAUGUCUAUUAUUUACUUUCAGCGAUGUGGGACUGGCUGUAUUUUUUCCGAGGCUACGUUAUGUUUCUCGAUGAAUAUUUUUGUUAAUAAUAUGCUCGAACUGUUUUUGGUUUAUACAUU
Molecule: messenger RNA, 3595 nt
Organism: Cucurbita pepo subsp. pepo (vegetable marrow)
Lineage: Eukaryota; Viridiplantae; Streptophyta; Magnoliopsida; Cucurbitales; Cucurbitaceae
Product: exocyst complex component SEC5A
Biological process (GO): exocytosis; Golgi to plasma membrane transport
Cellular component (GO): exocyst
Source: RefSeq, a predicted model, not a curated record